GCUGGCGUUGGCGCCCGCGCACGCCGAGGCGCUGGAGGGCGCGGCCUACUGCCACAGAAAGACCAACAAUCUGGACCAGGCAGUGCACCUUUACCAGCAGUGCCUCAAGGUGAAGUCGACUGCGGAGGGCCCCCUGUACUACCUGGGCGACAUCCUGUAUCGGCAGCACCGGCACGCCGAGUGCCAGCACUACCUCCAGAGGCUGGUUGAGACCAACUGCUCCGCCGACUAUAAGACCGGAGCUCUGUACCUCCUCGCGAAGUCGCACGUGUCCCUGGACGAGUACGAGGAGGCCGAGAAGCAC
Molecule: messenger RNA, 304 nt
Organism: Prorocentrum cordatum
Lineage: Eukaryota; Dinophyceae; Prorocentrales; Prorocentraceae
Source: the annotation of a GenBank genome assembly